UAUAUGAAAAUUUUCUUAACGUAUUAUUACUUCAAUAGGUCAGCAAUAAUUCGGCCCUAAAUCCGAACCCGAUCCGCGAAAAGGAUAACACUGCACAUUCGAUAGCUUGCUGAACAAUCCAGACUGAGGGGAUUUUGCUAAACAUUUUUGCGUUAGUACCAAUCAAGAUUUGGGAAUUGCAUUAGUGAUAAAUGAUUGUUGAAGAAAUGCAGAAAGCUAUAGGUGCUUACCGGGAAGUGCUGAGGCUAGUGAGGCGACUUCCAAAGGACACAAGGCCUUACUACGCUAAAUACGCCAGAGAAAACUUCGUCAACUACAGAGAAAUCGACUCUAAUGAUCCAAAUGCUCUCCAAGAACUCCUUCAACGCACUUACAACCAUUCUAUAUGGGUCCUCAAAAAGUAUUCGGUGGACCAAUCUGCGGCGGAUCGACUGAAGAAUAUAUGCUCUGCUUGAUGGUUCAUCUUGUCUACCGACUGUUUCUCUUCGGUCCUUGAUGGGUUGUAUUGUGGCAUCUAACAACAAAGCUAAAGCUUCCUUGAGCAUCGGGAGAAGUUCUCUGUUAGACAAUGAAAUGAUAACAUUAUUCUUCUUUAUUUAGGGCGUAAGUGUGUGAGUCUAGUUUUAUUGGAAGUCUCUGGUACUAGUUUUAUUGGAAGUCUCUGGUAAUAUAACUUCAAACUGCAGAUUUUCAACACAUAUAUCAUUCCUAGAUUUGGUUGUGUUUUACUUUUUUAGAGGUAUUCAUCCGGUAGAAUUAAUUUCUGAAUUGUAGUUUUUUCUGUAUGACAUAUUAAACACAGCACCCUAAUUAUCUUCAGGUUCAUGAAAUAGUGAAUGUCGAAAUGUUACUAUA
This is a messenger RNA of Capsicum annuum, 855 nucleotides long. Its product is annotated as LYR motif-containing protein At3g19508. The coding region runs from base 192 to 455 and encodes 87 amino acids. The record is from RefSeq and is a predicted model, not a curated record. Lineage: Eukaryota; Viridiplantae; Streptophyta; Magnoliopsida; Solanales; Solanaceae. The transcript has 3 exons.